UUUGACCAACUUAUGUAUCUAACAACAUAUAAAAAUCGAAUGUGGACCUACUUAUUUUUCAAUUGAAUGUAAUUGACUACCUAAUUGAGUGACACCUAUGCAUUGGGACCUCUUUUAAUUAAUACAAAAUUGAGGUUACAUCUUUUCAAAUGUUCCCCAAUUAAUAUAUAAGGGAUUGGUUACAGAUUAAUAAAAGAACAUUUGGACUGUGUAUAUGAGAUUUUCAACAAAAUCACAUAUGUUUGAUAUCAUCAUCAAUAUAAUAAAAGUAACUUUUGUUAGAAUUUACUUACAUAUACACUAGGAAACGGUAACAAACGUUCUGUUAUGAAAACUCCCCUUUCUUGUUUCAUUAACUCCAAUUCUAUUUCGUUCUAACGUUUAUGUUGGUAAACCCUGACCUGCAACAGAAACAUAAAAAUGGAAGAACAGAAUAUCAACCUCGAAACCUGAACACAACAGCUCAACGGAACAAAACAUAAAACAAAAGAACCCAUAAAACCUUUGUCCCAAAGAGACAUUCUCUAAACAUUCAAACUUUGCAGGGUAAAUUAGUUUUUUUUUUUUUUAAAAGGUAAUGGCGGAAACGCAGCACUUGCUGAUAUCGUCAUUACCAGAAGCCCCAAGAAAACCAAAGUCGAAAGUCCAAAAAGUGGCGAGGAAAGCAUUCAAAGGAACAGCUCAUCUCUCAAAUCUCCUCCCCACCGGUUCUGUAAUGGGUUUUCAAAUAAUGUGUCCUGUCCUAACCCAUCAGGGCCAGUGUCCAACCAUCGCCAGUCGCUGGCUCACCUGCUUCCUUGUCUUCGUCUGCUCCGUCUCUUGCUUCCUCCUUUCCUUCACCGACUCCUUCAGAGACCCUCGCGGCAAGGUCAGAUACGGUUUAGCGACACCAAGUGGUUUAAUGGUAAUGGAUGGAACGAUUACACUAACGGAUGAGGAGAAGGAGAAGUAUAAACUAAGGUUUAUUGAUUUCAUGCAUGCAAUCAUGUCAAUGCUCGUCUUCUUUGCAAUCUCCAUGUUUGAUCAGAACGUGAUCCGUUGCUUGUUCCCUGUUCCUUCCGAAGACACCAAGGAGCUCCUUACCGGUUUGCCUUUCAUCAUCGGAGUUGUUUGCGGCGGCUUCUUCCUCGUGUUCCCCACGCGCCGUCACGGCAUUGGAUCUCCCCUCACCAAAGAAUAAUCUAGACGAGGGAAAAGAAUAAAGACAUGCACUUUUGUAGUAAACACACAA
This is a messenger RNA of Brassica rapa (field mustard), 1231 nucleotides long. RefSeq names its product protein DMP7. Gene Ontology annotation, biological process: endomembrane system organization. The record is from RefSeq and is a predicted model, not a curated record. Lineage: Eukaryota; Viridiplantae; Streptophyta; Magnoliopsida; Brassicales; Brassicaceae.